Saccostrea echinata is the source of this 697-nucleotide messenger RNA. Its product is annotated as perlucin-like protein. The record is from RefSeq and is a predicted model, not a curated record. Gene Ontology annotation, molecular function: signaling receptor activity. Bases 1 to 660 code for a protein of 219 amino acids. NCBI's taxonomy places the organism in Eukaryota, Metazoa, Mollusca, Bivalvia, Ostreida, Ostreidae. The transcript is spliced from 7 exons.
AUGGUAAGAGAAGGAAGCCAGGUGGAGGGGGAGGGGGCAGAGAAAGAGAAUAUGUGUUCUCACACCCUAUUACCGGCAACUGGGACUGCCGAUGCAACUGGGACGACAGAUGGCAAAGUUGUUUUUCGCUAUGACAGAGACCUGAUUUUUAUCUUAACAGUCAACGUGGGAUCCUUCUACAGAGUUGUACUUUUGUCGUCCAUAGUUACAGUCAUUACUAGUCAGUCCUGUCCCGGAGGAUGGUACCACCAUUCAACAUCUUGUUACGCAUUCAUUGAUGCCGAACCACUAGGUUGGACAGAGGCCAUGUUUUAUUGCAGUACCCUUCAUGCAAAAUUAGUUGAAAUAGAGAGUGCCUCUGAAAACAGCUUCCUGAAGAACCAUUUGGUAUCUGUUAAAACUAACGGCACCUACUGGAUAGGUCUGACGGAUGCGUUAGUAGAGGGGAAGUAUUUGUGGCAAACGACCCAAGAUGACGUAGAUUUUGUAGACUGGGCUCCAAAUGAACCAAACGAUUACCAUCAUGUUCAUAUGGUUACAGAAGAUUGUGCCAACCUCUAUUUCCCCUAUCACUACCAAUGGAAUGAUUCACCCUGCUCCUCCAAAUACGAUUUCAUCUGUGAAAAAGAAACUGCUACUAAUCCAAACAUUAUUGGAUGAGUCAGGCUUUAAAAACAAAGAACUAAUCUAGUUUCCC